Molecule: messenger RNA, 483 nt
Organism: Physella acuta
Lineage: Eukaryota; Metazoa; Mollusca; Gastropoda; Physidae
Product: CD209 antigen-like protein 2
Source: RefSeq, a predicted model, not a curated record
AUGCCCACAUCUGUCGCCAUCAGUCACAUGACAACCUACGUCACCACACAGUUAUGUAACACGGCGUCGAACUUCAUUCUCCAACAAAAUGGCAGCGUCAGUGUCUGCGUCAGAAUGUCCUCCGCGGGCGUUAACUAUACCGAUGCUAGGGACGCUUGUCAGGAAUUUGGGGGUAACCUCUACACAAUAAAGACACAAGAAAAGCUGAACAUCUUGAAGACGAUCGCCGGUACAUUCCGCUUCAACUUCUGGGUAGGUCUGGAUGACAUGGAGACGGAGGGCGUGUUCAAGUGGGUGGAUGAUGGCACCACACUUACCUACAACUGGACAAGAACAGUAUUUAACGUUCACCAGCCCAGCAAUGGCUACCCAAAUGGAAAUGAAGACUGUGUGGAAUACAACCAACUUUACAAGCCUCUAAACGAUGUGAACUGCAUCAUCAUUCUCAAAUAUCUCUGCGAAAAGAAAGUUCUUAUUCCUUAA